Cyprinodon tularosa is the source of this 1405-nucleotide messenger RNA. It is a transcript of the gene traf3ip2a, whose product is annotated as TRAF3 interacting protein 2a. Gene Ontology annotation, biological process: humoral immune response; positive regulation of canonical NF-kappaB signal transduction. The transcript has 10 exons. The coding region runs from base 165 to 1364 and encodes 399 amino acids. The record is from RefSeq and is a predicted model, not a curated record. Lineage: Eukaryota; Metazoa; Chordata; Actinopteri; Cyprinodontiformes; Cyprinodontidae.
AAGGCAUCAAAACUUUGCAUAAACCAGGAAGAGGGAAUAUUUCCUGUUUGCCUCGAUGGUCUGAAGUGCGGCUGAGGAGUAGGGAGACAGAAGCUGAAUCGUUCUAGUUUCUUAGAUUCCUGAUAUAUUGUUCUCCCCUCCCUUACGGCAGAUUUCUGUCUAACAUGGAAAGUAACAAAGGUCCUUGCUCUCAUCGGAGCAUUCCCAUUGAGACGGAUGAGAGAAUGACAGUGUCCAGUGUUGACUUGGCCAUGAUGCCCUCUUGUAACAAUUGUGCUGAUCAUGAAGAGCAAGGUAGGAAAGCUGAGAAGCAUGGCUGGGAUAGAGAGGUGUGUGAGCAGUUCCCUGGGAGGCUCCCUGAGGGCUUGUACCAAUGUGAAGGAAGAACAGCUUCUCGGGCUUCUUCUGGCUUUCCUUUUGUGGCCCAACAAGCGGCUCACCCAGAUCAUCCUGUCAGACAGCAACAGCUAUUCUACGGACGACAUCCCAUGAAUGAUCACAGGAGGGCCGUCAUGGGUUCUUCUUUUGAAGAACCAGAGUUUUUGGAGCCCCCGUUACCUCUCAUGUCAAACGUAAACAUGGAUCAGCAUAAUCUACAACAAUACCCAACACCAUUCAUGCCAGGCCCUGUUCCAAUGCAGAGACAGGUUCCCCAUCCUGCACCUCACCACCACAACAAUCCCUGCUGUCACAAUCAGGGCACUCCUCCACACCCACAACAGAAUGGCCCACAGGGCAGGCCUCAUCUUCAAGGUGUACCGUGUGUGCCACCUCCUGCUGAUGUGAUGCGUGAAGUCAGUGUAGACUGCUCAGGUGUUGCAGGUCCAGGAGCGGUCACCAGGGAGGUCAGGAAGACCAUCAGCUUGCCGGAGGAGAGCAGGAAUGUUUUCAUCACGUAUUCAGUCGACACAGCUGAUGAAAUUAUAAAAUUUGUUGCAUUUCUGACCAACCAAGGGUUCAAACCAGCCAUUGAUAUAUUUGACAAUCCAAUCCGAAGAUUGGGCAUCAGCAUAUGGAUGGACCGCUACCUGAAUGAUAAAUCAGUGCUCAUUAUCGUGGUCAUCAGCCCCAAGUACAAGGAGGAUAUAGAGAGAGUAGGAGACGACGAGCAUGGCCUCCACACCAAGUAUAUCCACAACCAGAUUCAAAAUGAGUUCAUCCAACAAGGCUGCCUGAACUUCAGACUGGUCCCUGUUUUGUUCCCAAAUGCUACUAAGAAACAUGUGCCCAGCUGGCUCCAGAACACCAGGAUCUACCGCUGGCCCAAUGACACCCAGGACCUGCUCCUGCGUCUGCUCAGGGAGGAGCGCUACAUCAUCCCUCAGAGAGGAGCUGACCUUACCCUCACUGUUCGUCCUUUGUGAGGAUGCAAAAAAAAGGGACUCUUGGAAAAACAUUCACCCUC